GCCAGAUGCGGAUUUCGGUUCUGGAGCUCCGUCGACCAGGUCCAGGAACUGCGGUGCCCCUCGUAGGCUACUGCGGUGCUGCUCCCACUUGCCAUCUUUACGACAUUCCCGUGCACGGCCACAUCUCGCAAUUCUCUCUCUGGAGGGAAUGUCUGACGCUGCCUGAUCCAAGUGCGCACCGAUUUGUGAGGAGCCAAUUGCAGAUGCACCUCAGAUUUGAGGUUGUUUGGAGAAGCGGUGUCCACGGUAGGAUCGAAUCUUCUCGAAGCACUAGUUCUCGUGGUGUGUUGUGGAAACACUCUUUUUCUAUCGAGCUGCGGCCAAUUGUUUGUGAAUUUUGAUCGAUCUGUCCGAGCUACGCAUCAGGAGGGUGGAGUGUCUUGGUACUUAAACCCAUGGGGCUUGUGUGAUGGACUGCAGUUUCUCUUUUCUGCUUACGAGGACUGUGCCUCGAAGUUUAACCUCCCAAACGACGUGCCAAGAUAUCCGUCAAGAUAUUUGUCGUAGGUAAACAUCUCCGCAGAAUAAUGAUGCGAACUGCGCAAUCAGAAUCAUGACAUUCCAGUGAGGCGUAGACGUUCUUGUUAUGAACUUGUUAGGAAAUGCUUAUCUACCUUUUUUGGCGACAGUUCAUGUGUCCUCCUC
Molecule: messenger RNA, 645 nt
Organism: Marchantia polymorpha subsp. ruderalis
Lineage: Eukaryota; Viridiplantae; Streptophyta; Marchantiopsida; Marchantiales; Marchantiaceae
Source: the annotation of a GenBank genome assembly